AUCCAAAUGGCCUCUGUGGAGGUUGCGGAAGCUCAAAGCACUCAAUUUGAAUCGGAUAACGAAGAGGGUCGUUGUACACCAUCGCCUGAAGUUAAGAAAAGAAGAGUCUCCAUUUCUUGUAUGCAGUCAGAUGUCAUGAAAGGAAGUGAAGCGGAUUAUGGAGAUUUUGUUCUUGAUAGAACCGAGUCAGUCACUUUGGAGAUUGACGAUGUCAGAGCCUUGGAUAGUGCUUCGUCAAGCAUGGACAGUUCGCAGUGGAAAGAUAAGGUACUCGCAUCGCUUUUGACGGGUCAAGAGGAGCAAAAUGGCAGCCCAGAUGCUAAGAAAACUACACCAAAAAGAAAUAAUGGGUGUUUCAACUGUGAUGGAAACCAUCACUUGAACGAGUGUCCUGAACCAAAAGACUUCAAGAAAAUCAGGCAGCGUCAGACUGAAAUGCGCAAUAGAAGCAACAAUACUCCGAGAUACCUUGACAGUCAAUCAACAGAGAAGAAAUUUCGUGCUGGUCGCAUAAGCGACAAUUUGAGGAAAGCUCUUGGUAUAGGUCACCAUGACAUUCCAGAAUAUGUUUAUCGUAUGCGUAGGAUGGGUUUUAUCCGUGGAUAUCCUCCUGGCUACUUGAGAAAGGCUAUCGAUCGGGAUGACUCUAAUGACGUGUUGAAAUUCCACAUGGUAGACGAAAUGGCCACUGAUUCCGACGAGAUAGUUGAGCGCCCUGAUUCUCCACCACCUAAAAUAAAUGCUGAUAAGAUGAUCUAUUAUUGCGGCUUCAAUCAGACUUAUCGUGAUUUGAGAGAUGUCAGUGCAAUGCAAGUUUCUUGA
Messenger RNA from Cylicostephanus goldi, 822 nucleotides. The record is from the annotation of a GenBank genome assembly. NCBI's taxonomy places the organism in Eukaryota, Metazoa, Nematoda, Chromadorea, Rhabditida, Strongylidae.